CACACACACUCUCUUCCGCUUCACCUGUGGCGGUCGGCGAGGUUUCCCUUUCUGCAGUUUCUUUUACCCCCCGAUUGUUUUUCAGCUAACCAAUUUCAUUUGCAGACUUCACUAACCCUAACUUUACUACCUAAUUUCUGUCGGAAUCUUCUGUCGCAGAACCAAUGGGAGAAACUAAGGACGAAGGAUACGAGGAAGAGCUUCUUGACUACGAAGAGGAAGAGGACAAAGCGCCCGAUUCCGUUGGGGCUAAAGUCAACGGUGAAGCGGGCAAGAAGGGAUAUGUUGGUAUACACAGUUCCGGAUUCAGAGAUUUCCUUUUGAAGCCAGAACUCCUCCGGGCUAUUGUGGACUCAGGAUUUGAGCAUCCAUCUGAAGUUCAACAUGAGUGCAUACCACAAGCAAUCCUUGGGAUGGAUGUAUUAUGUCAAGCUAAAUCCGGAAUGGGGAAAACGGCUGUCUUUGUGCUCUCAACUUUGCAACAAAUUGAUCCUGUCGCAGGCCAAGUUUCUGCUCUUGUUUUGUGUCAUACAAGGGAAUUGGCUUACCAGAUAUGUCAUGAGUUUGAGAGGUUCAGCACCUACUUGCCUGAUCUCAAGGUUGCUGUUUUCUAUGGUGGUGUCAACAUUAAAGUUCACAAGGAUCUGUUGAAAAAUGAGUGUCCUCAUAUUGUUGUUGGAACUCCUGGGAGAAUACUAGCGUUGACCAGGGAUAAGGACCUUUCUUUGAAGAAUGUUAGGCAUUUCAUUUUGGAUGAAUGCGAUAAGAUGCUGGAAUCACUCGACAUGAGGAGGGACGUGCAAGAAAUUUUCAAAAUGACUCCUCAUGAUAAGCAAGUCAUGAUGUUUUCUGCAACACUCAGCAAGGAAAUUCGCCCAGUCUGCAAGAAAUUUAUGCAGGAUCCUAUGGAAAUUUAUGUUGAUGACGAGGCCAAGUUGACCCUUCAUGGACUAGUUCAGCACUACAUCAAAUUGAAAGAGGAGGAGAAGAACCGCAAGUUGAAUGAUCUUCUUGAUGCACUUGACUUCAAUCAAGUAGUCAUCUUCGUAAAAAGUGUUAGUAGAGCCGCUGAGCUGGACAAACUGCUUGUGGAGUGCAACUUUCCGUCUAUAUGCAUUCAUUCUGGCAUGUCCCAGGAGGAAAGGUUAAAGCGAUAUAAAGGAUUCAAAGAGGGGCAUACUCGGAUUCUUGUAGCAACAGAUCUGGUUGGAAGGGGCAUUGACAUUGAACGUGUUAACAUAGUCAUAAACUAUGACAUGCCUGAUUCUGCAGACACCUACUUGCACAGGGUUGGCAGAGCAGGAAGGUUUGGCACCAAGGGCCUUGCAAUUACAUUUGUUUCUUGUGCUGCUGAUGUUGAUGUUCUCAACAAUGUUCAAUCAAGGUUUGAGGUGGAUAUAAAACAGCUUCCUGAGCAGAUUGAUACCUCUACAUAUAUGCCAUCAUAAUAGAGGCGUAUGAAGGUUGUGUGCUUAACCUGCUACCAACUGUAAGCGUAGCUUCGGCAGAUUAAUUGCUUUUGGAUAAGUGACACGAGGCUUCAGAUGCGGACUAUCCACCAUGCUGAUGUCUCAAGUCCUUGUAGAUCUACAGACUGAAAAUGUUGACCUCCAUAGGGGUUUAUCAAUAUUAGUUGCUGGGUAGUACGGUAGCUUAUAAAUUUAAAGGAUUUCAUUCGCUGUAUUAUGUAUUACGUAGAUUUGCUCUUAGGAGCCGCAUUUCUUGUUUAUGUCGUGUUCGACUCAUUUGGAUUGGGAAUGGGAAGUGGAUGCUGGUGCGGAAUCAGGUAUAUGGUCUUGACUAAAUGUUUCGACGUGGGGGUUUAGUGUGGAUCUGCGCCUCGGUUUAAGGAUGCUGGUGACUGGAGCACGGAUUUGGGCGUUCUGAGUCGAGAUUCCAGAUCAUUCAUUUUCUGUAAGCUAUGGAAGCAAAUUACCAUUUUGGGAGUUGAGACUUAUCCCAACAUAAAUCUUUUGAUGCUUAGAAAGUUGUACUGAUUUAUAUUAUAUUGAGCAUAUUAGCACUGCUAUUUUGUUUGAAUAGUUUUAUUUUUGUGUAGCAUACGAGGAAGAUGGCUGUCCUGAUUUAAUUUUAACCCAAGUGCGUGAAUACCCAAAAAAUGCGGAUUGGCAUGAAUUGUUUUA
Molecule: messenger RNA, 2144 nt
Organism: Neltuma alba
Lineage: Eukaryota; Viridiplantae; Streptophyta; Magnoliopsida; Fabales; Fabaceae
Product: DEAD-box ATP-dependent RNA helicase 56
Exons: 12
Coding region: 165-1448 (427 amino acids)
Molecular function (GO): nucleic acid binding; ATP binding; RNA helicase activity
Source: RefSeq, a predicted model, not a curated record